Molecule: messenger RNA, 11383 nt
Organism: Symphalangus syndactylus (siamang)
Lineage: Eukaryota; Metazoa; Chordata; Mammalia; Primates; Hylobatidae
Gene: PTPN4
Product: protein tyrosine phosphatase non-receptor type 4
Biological process (GO): protein dephosphorylation
Cellular component (GO): cytoplasm; cytoskeleton; cytoplasmic side of plasma membrane
Molecular function (GO): cytoskeletal protein binding; protein tyrosine phosphatase activity
Source: RefSeq, a predicted model, not a curated record
GCCCUCCCACCUCCUAGGCCGCUCUCUCUCUCGCACCUGCGUGUCCCUCCGCGCUCCGACUGGUGCGACUUCUCCUCCCUGCGCUAGCGGGGCAGGGUUUUUGGCCUCGCCUCUCGCGAGAUCGCCUCGUGUUGCUGCCGCCGCCGCUCCUGGCCACUGACUGGCGGCGCCUGCGCAGCCGCCAUGUUCGGUUGCUAUGCUGCGGCCUAGGAGAGGGGGUGUGCUUGAGGGAGGAGGAAGAGAGAGAGAGGAGGAGGAGGGGGAGGAAGAGGAGGUGGAGAAGGAGGGGGGUGACUGAGCUCCUCUUGCACUCUCACACACAAACGCUGCCCAGGAUUACCCGCCAGCUCACGCCGCGCAGUGCGCUUUUCUGCUUCUCGCGCCCCACCACCAACAUUGUUCUCUCAGGACUCCUGGGUCCCAGGGGCCGGAAUUGGGCCUGAGCCGGAGAGGAAAGAGACUUGGCUUUGGCCGAGGGGUCGGAGGAUUGGUGCCAGGCCCCCUCCCCCACGCACUUUUGGGGGUGUGGAUUAUCUCAUCCCUGCAGGGAGGUAGGAGAGGUCGCCGGCUGCCCGCCUCCCUGCCACCUCCCCGGCGGCGCCGGCCCGCGGCUGCCCAGCAGCAUGAGGUGGUGCUGGCGGCUUCGGGUCGUGGCGCGACCGCUGCGGCGGCGGCUGCUCGGGGGGCGCUGAGGUAGCCCCCCGGAGCGGCACCGCGGACGCGCUUCUUCUCUGCGCGCCGGGGCCUCGAGGCUUUUUUUCUCCAGCCGAGAGGACGCGGCGGUGGUAUACGAAGACUUUGUGUGGACAGUAAUGACCUCACGUUUCCGAUUGCCUGCUGGCAGAACCUACAAUGUACGAGCAUCAGAGUUGGCCCGAGACAGACAGCAUACUGAAGUGGUUUGCAACAUCCUUCUUCUGGAUAAUACUGUACAAGCUUUCAAAGUCGAUAAACAUGAUCAGGGGCAAGUCUUGUUGGAUAUAGUCUUCAAGCAUCUUGAUUUGACUGAGCAGGACUAUUUUGGUUUACAGUUGGCUGAUGAUUCCACAGAUAACCCAAGGUGGCUGGAUCCAAACAAACCAAUAAGGAAACAGCUAAAGAGAGGAUCUCCUUACAAUUUGAACUUUAGAGUCAAAUUUUUUGUAAGUGACCCCAACAAGUUACAAGAAGAAUAUACAAGGUACCAGUAUUUUUUGCAAAUUAAACAAGACAUUCUUACUGGAAGAUUACCCUGUCCUUCUAAUACUGCUGCCCUUUUAGCUUCAUUUGCUGUUCAGUCUGAACUUGGAGACUACGAUCAGUCAGAGAACUUGCCAGGCUACCUCUCAGAUUAUUCUUUCAUUCCUAAUCAACCUCAAGAUUUUGAAAAAGAAAUUGCAAAAUUACAUCAGCAACACAUAGGCUUAUCUCCUGCAGAGGCAGAAUUUAAUUACCUAAACACAGCACGUACCUUAGAACUCUAUGGAGUUGAAUUCCACUAUGCAAGGGAUCAGAGUAACAAUGAGAUUAUGAUUGGAGUGAUGUCAGGAGGAAUUCUGAUUUAUAAGAACAGGGUACGAAUGAAUACCUUUCCAUGGUUGAAGAUUGUAAAAAUUUCUUUUAAGUGCAAACAGUUUUUUAUUCAACUUAGAAAAGAAUUGCAUGAAUCUAGAGAAACAUUAUUGGGAUUUAAUAUGGUGAAUUACAGAGCAUGUAAAAAUUUGUGGAAAGCAUGUGUAGAACAUCACACAUUCUUCCGUUUGGACAGACCACUUCCACCUCAAAAGAAUUUUUUUGCACAUUAUUUUACAUUAGGUUCAAAAUUCCGGUACUGUGGGAGAACUGAAGUCCAAUCAGUUCAGUAUGGCAAAGAAAAGGCAAAUAAAGACAGGGUAUUUGCAAGAUCCCCAAGUAAGCCGUUGGCACGGAAAUUAAUGGAUUGGGAAGUAGUAAGCAGAAAUUCAAUAUCUGAUGACAGGUUAGAAACACAAAGCCUUCCAUCACGAUCUCCACCAGGAACUCCUAAUCAUCGAAAUUCUACAUUCACGCAGGAAGGAACCCGGUUACGACCAUCUUCAGUUGGUCAUUUGGUAGACCAUAUGGUUCAUACUUCCCCAAGCGAAGUGUUUGUGAAUCAGAGAUCUCCAUCAUCAACACAAGCUAAUAGCAUUGUUCUGGAAUCAUCACCAUCACAAGAGACCCCUGGAGAUGGGAAGCCUCCAGCUUUACCACCCAAACAAUCAAAGAAAAAUAGUUGGAACCAAAUUCAUUAUUCACAUUCGCAACAAGAUCUAGAAAGUCAUAUUAAUGAAACAUUUGAUAUUCCAUCUUCUCCUGAAAAACCCACUCCUAAUGGUGGUAUUCCACAUGAUAAUCUUGUCCUAAUCAGAAUGAAACCUGAUGAAAAUGGGAGGUUUGGAUUCAAUGUAAAGGGAGGAUGUGAUCAGAAGAUGCCUGUGAUUGUGUCUCGAGUAGCACCAGGAACACCUGCUGACCUCUGUGUCCCUAGACUGAAUGAAGGGGACCAAGUUGUAGUGAUCAAUGGUCGGGACAUUGCAGAACACACUCAUGAUCAGGUUGUGCUGUUUAUUAAAGCUAGUUGUGAGAGACAUUCUGGGGAGCUCAUGCUUCUAGUUCGACCUAAUGCUGUAUAUGAUGUAGUGGAAGAAAAGCUAGAAAAUGAGCCAGAUUUCCAGUAUAUUCCUGAGAAAGCUCCACUAGAUAGUGUGCAUCAGGAUGACCAUUCCCUGCGGGAGUCAAUGAUCCAGCUAGCUGAGGGGCUUAUCACUGGAACAGUCCUGACACAGUUUGAUCAACUGUAUCGGAAAAAACCUGGAAUGACAAUGUCCUGUGCCAAAUUACCUCAGAAUAUUUCCAAAAAUAGAUACAGAGAUAUUUCGCCUUAUGAUGCCACACGGGUCAUUUUAAAAGGUAAUGAAGACUACAUCAAUGCGAACUAUAUAAAUAUGGAAAUUCCUUCUUCUAGCAUUAUAAAUCAGUACAUUGCUUGUCAAGGGCCACUACCACACACUUGUACAGAUUUUUGGCAGAUGACUUGGGAACAAGGCUCCUCUAUGGUUGUAAUGUUGACCACACAAGUUGAACGUGGCAGAGUUAAAUGUCACCAAUAUUGGCCAGAACCCACAGGCAGUUCAUCUUAUGGAUGCUACCAAGUUACCUGCCACUCUGAAGAAGGAAACACUGCCUAUAUCUUCAGGAAGAUGACACUAUUUAACCAAGAGAAAAAUGAAAGUCGUCCACUCACUCAGAUCCAGUACAUAGCCUGGCCUGACCAUGGAGUCCCUGAUGAUUCGAGUGACUUUCUAGAUUUUGUUUGUCAUGUACGAAACAAGAGGGCUGGCAAGGAAGAACCUGUUGUUGUCCAUUGCAGUGCUGGAAUCGGAAGAACUGGGGUUCUUAUUACUAUGGAAACAGCCAUGUGUCUCAUUGAAUGCAAUCAGCCAGUUUAUCCACUAGAUAUUGUAAGAACAAUGAGAGAUCAGCGAGCCAUGAUGAUCCAAACACCUAGUCAAUACAGAUUUGUAUGUGAAGCUAUUUUGAAAGUUUAUGAAGAAGGCUUUGUUAAACCCUUAACAACAUCAUCAAAUAAAUAAGAAAGCAAAAAGAUCUGGGAUAUGUGUUGGAAAACUGCUUUCCCUUAUGUUCACUGUGCCAUAAUGCUGCUUGCAGGAAAUGGCAUUUUACAAAAAAAAAUGAAGAACUCAAAAAAACUUUGAAAACUUCAGCACUGUUGCACUUUAUGUUUUAAAAAAUGUCACUCUUUCAAAAUCUAUAACUCAUGUAUUUGAAGACUGUUUCAUGCUUUGCUCCGAACAAAUAGUAAAUAACUGAGUAUGUUCAGGGUAAUUUAUGAAAUUUUGUGGUGGUGCCAUGCAAUCCCCUUUUAGUAGAAUUGCCACAAAAGGCUCAAAAUUCUCAUCAUCUCUGUUAUACACCUGUAUCAUGAAAGCAAAAAGAAGUAAACAUCAGGAGUUAGCUCUGGUCUUUUGCAGUGGUUUGCGUACUUACUAUACUGAUAACCAGAUUUUAUUUUUAAAAUUUUAGCAAUAUCAUUCUUAAUAUUAGCCAAUACACUGCCUGUGGAUGCAGCACAUUUUUCCCUGCACACCCCCUGUAGAGACCUUCCUGCUGCUCAGAAGAAGAAAGAUGGAAUUUGCUGUUCCCAGGAAAUGCUGCACAUUGUCCAUUUACCAGCAUCUUAUAGAAAAUAUAAAUAUGAAUCUACAAAUUCUCUUGGAUUUAAUAAUGUAAUUAUAUUUAUCAUAAGGUUGGCUUAUUCCAAAUCAUGUGAUUUCACAUACUUGAUGUAAAGGAAUGCAUGCAUUGUGUCUUAACCCCUUAAGUGCCUUGAGACGUCCUUGUAUGUCUAACGAAAAGGCACUCAUUUGACCCCACUAGGAGGUAUAUGUGUAUAUUGUACAUUCGUAUAUUUUUAUGCAUUUUGAAUAAGUUCACAUUUUAAAAAACAGCUAUAUUGAGGGUUAUACAGUCAAAGAAGGGUAAGGAAAUUCUGUUUCUUACUCAGUACUUGUGAUUUGCUAUAAGAAGCAAAGAUAAUUUGUGUUCUACUGAGUGCACACUGCUGCUAUGGAAUUGUUCAAAAUCUGCACAUUCCUUUACUUGAGGGACUGAGGGGUUACAGUUUAGCAGCUCAACUUUAAAAGAUGCUUUAUGCUUCAAAUUUCAUAUUUAUUUCAUCCCUAACUUUAGGAAGACAUCUAACAUGCAAAUUAAUGUUAAACAUAUUGAUACUCUAAGCUAAAGUUAGAGCAAAUAAUUGUGAUUUAUUCAUAUCCAUAACUAAAAUAUUAUUCUUUAGCACUCAUUUCAGUUAAUAUCAAGUUUGUUCACAUUGAUAUAUUGAUUGGGAUUCUUCAAACGAAGAAUGAAACAUUAUUGACAUUUCUAAGUGUAAUAACUCAAUAACUAAAUUGAGAAUUUUCUUGUUUUUUGUGUACAAUUAAAUUAUUCCAUUUUAUAUAUACUUAUUAAGUUAUAAGCAUGUUAAUAAGGAGACUUUUGACUGUCCAGCCUAAUGGAGGAUCUGAUUCCCAUUAAGGAUGUGGGAAUUCCCAUAUUUUCCUCUUCAGGUUUUUUUGUUUUUAAGUCUGCAGAGAGAUAGAACUUUAACAUUGCCCAGUUUGAUAAAAGUGAAAAUUUGCUCACCUAUACAAAUGUUAUUUUACACAAUUAUUUUAUGUGGAUUGUGGUUUUAAAAGAUUCAUUUCCUAGCAGUUUCUGAAUAUUUCUGUAAGAUCUUGAUAAAGUUUAGAGUCAAACGGUAGAUAUUUUGGAAAGCCAUUUAGUAUGAGGGGAAAAGUACACAUUUUAAAUCUUCGGUAUAUUCUAAAUGAUGUCAUUUCAAACAUUCAAAACUCCUAAUAAUAAAUUUCAGGAAAUUAAGCUCCUAAACAUUAAUAGCCAAGAUACCAAAUAAAUUAUUGUAUUAAAAUAUUUAAGUUUAUUUAAAGAGAGAAGUAAACAUAAACUUAUGUCAAAGAGAAAUUCUCUUAAUCUAUUUCCUGACUUCACAGUCAAAACAGUAUAAGAUAGUAAAGUAACUUAUAAUCCUAUUUGAUCAUUCUGUUCUAUAAACAGACAAAUAUAAUUUAGACUGCUAUAUGACAUGAUAAAUUAAAAACUGAGAAAGUAAAAUUAUGUCGGGGUCUAUACAUUAAAUAACUGUUUUGGCAGUUUUUCACCUGAAUUUAAAAAUAAAAUUUGUCUGUUCUAUCUGUACGGACAGAAUAUGGCAACCAUAGACCAAAAGCUACCAUUGUAUAGAUGUAAAGAGACAAAAGUCAUGGUUGGCAUGUUCUUUAAUUUAGGGCCUUGUUUAUACUUGUGAGUUUAAUAAUUUCUUGGCAAUGAGCGCUGCUGCCUUUUUAAAUCAUCAAUGCCUGUCUUUAAAUGCCAAUCAUUAGAAGUUUAGAAUUACAUUUAAAUUUCUCGUAUAUGAAUUUUUCAUCUGGGAACUACCCACUGUCAUUAUUUUUAUGUGCAGAAAAGAUCCUUUUUGAAAACCAUAUUUAUUGGGAUCUUAUUUAAAUUUAAAUUAUCCUUUACAACUUCUUAAAGUGAAUAUGCUAAUAGAUAAGACUUUAUCCAUUACAUCUAAGAACUUUUUAACCUGUAUAUCAAUCUAAAUAGGUUUCUAGAAAUAAUCCUAGCUUUCAUACACCAUGUAGUUCUAGACUCCGUCCAUAUCAGUGUAACAUUGUGUGAUAAAAUGCCAAAUGUCUUAUAUCUAAGCUACCCUCCCACUCUUCCAGCCACCCCUACCUCCCACCUUGACACCCUUAAGAAAGCAAUGCUGACUUUUAUUCUGACAAGUGGAAAUCAAUAGUGGUUAAUCAAGUGGAUUUUGUAAAUGCUAAGAAGUGUUUGUGAAAACCUUCCCUUUCUGAGUUAGGAUUGUUUUUUCAUGUUCAUUUCAGGUGUUUUAUCGAGCAUCUGAUUUGUGUCAGCACCAUGUAAAUACGAUGAGGAGUAUUUGGAAUAGACUUUACAUUCACCAGAAGAUUGAUAGUAUUUGUUAAACCAAUGCAUCCAUUCAAAAUAGAGGCAGAGUAAACAGCCUAAGAAAUGAUUUCCUUUCUACAGUCUACUAGGAGAAAGAGGUGAUAGGGGAAUGGUUGAUGAUUUUAAUCAAGAGUGAAGGGAACAUUUAUUAUGUGAAAUCUGACUUCAGUUGUGCAAAGGUAUGUUAAGACAUUAAGACAAUUGCUGGAAGGUUUCAAAUAUGUGUACACACACAUAGAGAUACUUUUGUGUGUUUAUUUAUAUGUAUAUUUCACAAAAGCUAAUGCCCACAGAGGAAAAUGAUUAUUUUAACUUCUGGGUUAUCAUCUGCUGGUAGGGUCUGAUCAGGUCUAGAGUAUUUAAGGAAAAGUCUCCUGUCUUCUAUCUCCACUAGAAGUACUGCAGCUUGAGAGCUGAAAGGAACCUGAAAAAUGUUAUUCAGUCUUCACUUAGCCCAUUUUUAUCAGCAUUAGGAAACAGGGUCCAGCAAUGGUUAUUGAUUUAGCAGUCUGGUCUUAUAUGAUCUGCUUUCUAAUUAUCUAUCUAGUAUUCCUAUAUUAUACUGGAACUUCAAUAAAUUAUAACCUAUGUGAAUAUCAAAUUCUUGUGAAUUUUUGUCUAUUUCUAGUAGAGAUGCAUACUCAGCUAGUGUUUUCACUUAAUAACUAUGACGACCUUAAAAGAUGUCACUUAAGUUAGAAAACAAGCAGGCUUCAGAAGUGAUUCUAAUUAGGACCCCCACUCAGUUUGCUAGUCAUGCCUGCCUGACAGAACAUAAGCUUUUGUAAAGUAUUUAGACUGAUACACAUGCAGUAUAAAAACAUUAUAGACUGCAGUUAGAAGACUGAUUUUUUAAAAGCACUCAAAACAUAGAACUAAGAUUUAGAAUAUAUGUCCAUUUAUAAUGAAAUAAUUUAUGUUCAUAAUGUGAACAUGUAAGAUAAAGCAUUACUUGUUUUAUAAUAUCAGGAAGAGAGAAGGAAACAUUAGUUUAUAACAAUGUGCUAUUUAAUAUCUGUAUUUUGAACAUUUAAAAUACUCUGAUGGUAAGGUUGCCAAAGUAAUUUUGAAUUCAUAAAAAUUGUUUAUACCACAAUAAUGUGGGAUAUGUUUACAGGCUCUUAUUUUGUGGUAGUUACUUUAUAAUUCAGAUGAAUUUGCAUUUCAGUCACUUAUAGUAAAUACAGUAUAGUAAAUAUUUGUUGGAAUAAAAGUCUCAAUAAUAUAAUAGGACAUAGAUAAAUUAUGCAACAGCCAGCUUUUAUAAAAGUUGGUGCAUUAUGUAAGCUGCCACAGUUAAUACUUUGUAUUAACAUUGCUUACUUCCCCCAUUUGCUUCACCUAUCUGACUACAAUUGCUGGAAUCAUUCUUUUUGUGGUGCUUCCUCCAAGUGAAAUAACUAUGUUAUUAAAACCUACUGGAUUAAUUUUAUCAAAUAUCAGACUUACUGAUCUGUUGGCAGAGAUUUAUUGGUGUCUCAGUGUGAUCACAAUACAAGUUGUAGCAACCAUUUUAUAAAACUCUUAGAGAAUUAUGUAGAUAAAGUGGAAAUUACAUAAUCCUAAAACAUUUUUGAGGGCUAAUUGAUAAUAGAUAAUUUCAGCAAUUUUAUUAAGAACCCAGUAAAUUAAUCCCUAAGUUGUAUGUUUUUUGUUCAACUUACCAUGUCUGCAACCAUUAUAUAGACUUCAUUGAUUCUCAGCAAUUACUACAGUGUCUUACAAUGUUAUAAAAAAAAAACAGCAAUCUCUGUUUCUGCCAGAAGUUAGACAUUUUUUUACAGUCCUGAUGAAUUUGUGUGAGUAGACACCACAUAGUUAUUUCUGUUUGCAUAUAAAUUUGCUGCUAUUUAUUUAUAUGUUUUUCUACUGUAGUAUGCUAUUGAUUUCUGAAGUUAUAAUUUUUAUUUUAGUAAUCCAAGCUAAAUGGGCAACCAGAAGUAAUAUCUGCUAGGGUGCAAUCCAUCAGCAUUGGUUCAGUGCAUACAUAAGUAAACCAGUUUAAAAAAAUUUUACUAAGCAAAAGGUAGUAGCAAUAUUGCUAGUUAAAGACUACCAUUUUAGGGGAAAGUUCAAAGGUUUAACUUCCUGAAACCUUUUAAACUUUUCAGUGCAAGAAUGAAAAUGUUUGAAAGCCUUGUUAAGCUCAUAAAAGUUUCAGUUAAACACUGUAGAGUUUCCUACCUUUGUUGUGUAAAGGAUAUAGAAAAUAUUUUUCUAUGGACAGAAGGUUGAAACUUCUUUAAUUUCAUUGUUUAAAGGAGAUAAAAUGAUAUUUGUAUGUCUUUCAUGCUGUAAAGAAAAUGAAUGUAUCUUUCAAAUGUCAUUAGAAUUAUGGCUUGAUUCUAAGGAUACUCUUAUUUGUUUUAAAGUCUACGUGGGAUUGAAAAGAAAGGGAAGAGUAUUACACAUCAUUGUACAAAAUGUAAUUUUAGAAGAAAAACUAAUUUUCAUUAUAAACAAGAGCAAUCAUUAUUGAAGCAUAUUUCAGAUAUAAUGUACAUUCUUUUUCAUUUUGCUUUGCCUCUAGAAUAGAAACUUUUUGGAAAAUUUGCACAUACUGUUUAUAAGUGUAAAAUAAUUGAAUUCUAGACUUUUGGAGUGUGGAAGGGUGUUUGUGUGUGAAGGUAAUAAAUGUGUUGCUGCAUGUGUUUACCAUGGAGAACGUUUCCAGGCUUUGUCAAAUGAGGACAUUGUUGUGAGGGUGUGGCUUUUGUGAAGCCAGAAAACUGUGCCUAAGAUUCAUUACAGUGAGUAUGUGCAGAGGCCCCUGACCAAUAAAUGCUUUUUGCCUUUUUAUUCCCGACGUCUUGGACAGUUAAGACCACUUGGCCCAACUCUGAAUUCUAGCAGUGGUGUCUUAUAUGCUUAAGAGUUUAUAUUUAUUCAGCUGAACAAAAACUACAUUUUAAACCACCUUUGUAGGUAUGAUUAAUACGUGCAACAGCUUCUUUAAAAGGUAGUAUUUAUUAUUUAUCACUCAUUAAACUUGACUCAGUGAGGACUUCAUUAUUUUUCUCUUUCCACCUCUCCAACUUUUUAAAAAUCACUAAUUUAACUUUUUGUUAAGUAAGUACUCAAGUACAAAGUGAUCUCUUCUUUCAUGAACUUUGCUACAGCUGUUGAAAGGAUUGGUGUCAGGCUCUCUCAACCCUGGGAGUUUCCAAAAUUUAGCAAAUAUUACUUGUGAUAAGCUUAAAUGCCACAUUGCUAAGUACAGUUAUUACCAGGAAUCCAUCAAGGGGGAGAUAGCCCUGCCCACCCCCUUAGACCCAAAUAGGUGCUGGUUCAUGCCUUCUCCACAAAUCGGCAGUUGGGUACUUCCCCACUAUCGUCACAGUUGAGCUCAUUUUAACAUACAUUCAAAGAAGCUUUUUAGUUUCUACUCCUGAAUUGUAGUGUUCAAGUUAUUUGCCUUCCUGGGUAAGAAAAUUUUAACCCAAGUCUGGGAUUCUCUGGCAUCUGUCUUUUCCAAUCUUUCAAUGAGUUGGCAAGAUUAGAGUAGGUCAAAUUUCAAUGCUAAAUUUGAUUUUUUGAAUUUUAAAUAGUAGCACUUUAUUUCAUGCUGACCACCAACUUAAUUUAUACAUUUUAAAAUAAAAUUAUCCUAGAAGUUUUGUAAAUAUGGGAAAAUUUUAAUUAGUAUUGGAGGUCAUUAGAUUGGACCCAAGUUUAAAUAUAAUGAUCUCUUCAUAGCUUAUUUCAUGUUUAAGAGGCAACUUGUGUGAUCUUAGCUUUGCAGGUUUUCUGUAAUUUAUGUAGCACAAUAAAGGAUACCCAGUUGACUGUGUUACUGGACUCUGAGUUCUCACAGCUAGUUUCAUCUAAGCUUGGUUUAUUGUCAUUUCUGCUUUGGAUUUUUUUGUGCAUCACAUGAAUACUUGGAAAUCCAUUUGUUUUCAGUGCAGUACCUAGGGUGAAGUAGAUGCUGCACAAGUAAGUUUAAGGGAAUAAAAGUCCCGACACUUUAUAUACAUGUUGAGGGGCACAAUUUAAGAGACUGAAACAGUUUACAUUAAACUUGUUAUUUUCUGCCAGUAGACUCUGCUUAAAAAAAUAAAAAUUGUUCAACCCAGUGUUCUCCAGCAUCAGGACAUUACAGUUGUAAUCUAUGUUGUAAUCUUUUCAAAUAAGAAAAGCUACUCCUUAUUCUCUACAGUGUAGGCUUAAUUUUAGAACCGAUAAUUUACUAUAUCUGCAUUAUUGAUAUUUUUAAGUAGUUAUAAAAAUAAUUCUAUGUGGAGGGUGUUUUAAUUUGGGAUUUUUUUUCUUGUAACAGGUGCUAUUUGUAAAUAUGAAGGGGAAAAGUCACUUAGUUAAAAGUCUAGCUUAUAUCAUAAUUAAAAUACAAUUAUACAUUUCAUGUUUGAUUCUAUUAAACUAGUGGCAAAACAGAAUUGGUCCCUUAGUUUUUUAGAUUACCUUUCCCCCUAUGUCACAAAAAUAUCUCUUUCCAUAUGAUCUCAUAAUUGAGGCAAAGAAGCUAAGGGUUUAUUUAAAAUGUGUAUAAGCUUGAAUUUGGUCAACACUGCAUAAUUUGAAAUCACUCUGCAUUUGUCACUGCAGCUUACUGUAUGCUUGAAAGGCCUUGUGCGUUUGUCUUGAUUUUAGUGAAAAAAUUAGAAUUUCUGCCAUUCAUGUACAAAAAAAUUACAACUACAGCAAACGAUAAAAAUGCUGGUUUGCAUUAAUACUGUUUUAGUCUUAAGAGCAAUUUAUAUUAUGUGAAAUGCUGUUACACAUAUUUUGUUGGCCAUAUUUCAUUUUGAGAGACAGUUGUUCAGGUACAAACAUGAAAACAACGCUAGCUAUGACUCUUAAUGUUCAAUUGCAAAAUAAAGAUGUGCUUUAGUAAUCUAAA